AGCGUGACCGCCGCCAGGUCGGCAACUUUGUCGGGCGCUCCCGGCGGAGCUCGGCUUCCUCCUGUAGUAGUUGGGCGCAGGCCCCGCCUCCCGGCCGUGUUGUCAAAAGGGCCGGGGUCUCGGAUUGGUCCAGCCGCCGGGACAACACCUGCUCGACUCCUUCAUUCAAGUGACACCAGAGCUUCCAGGGAUAUUUGAGGCACCAUCCCUGCCAUUGCCGGGCAUUCGCGGCGCUGCUAACGGCCUGGUCACAUGCUCUCCCGAGUGCUACUGGAGGGCGCUGGGUAACCUCUAUCCGAGCUGCAGCCGCGAGGAGGAGGGAAAAGGCUAGCAAAGAGGAAGAGGGGGAGAAGGAGGGGUAGCGGGGAAGGAGGAAGAGGAAGAGGGGAGCACAAAGGAUCCAGGUCUCCCUGUGGGAGGUUAAUACCAAGAAUUAUGUGUGCCGAGCGGCUGGGCCAGUUCAUGACCCUGGUCUUUGUGUUGGCCACCUUUGACCCGGCGCGAGGGACCGACGCCACCAACCCACUCCAAGGUCCCCAAGACAGAAGCUCUCAGCAGAAGGGCCGCCUGUCCCUGCAGAAUACAGCGCAGAUCCAGCACUGUUUGGUCAAAGCUGGCGAUGUGGGGUGUGGCAUGUUUGAAUGUUUCGAGAACAACUCUUGUGAGAUUCGGGGCUUACAUGGAAUUUGCAUGACUUUUCUGCACAACGCUGGAAAAUUUGAUGCCCAGGGCAAGUCAUUCAUCAAAGACGUCUUGAAAUGUAAGGCCCACGCUCUGCGGCACAGGUUCGGCUGCAUAAGCCGGAAGUGCCCAGCCAUCCGGGAAAUGGUGUUGCAGCUGCAGCGGGAAUGCUACCUCAAGCACGACCUGUGCACGGUGGCCCAGGAGAACACCCAGGUGAUAGUGGAGAUGAUCCAUUUCAAGGACAUGCUGCUGCAGGAACCCUACCUGGACCUCGUGAACUUGCUGCUGACCUGUGGGGAGGAGGUGAAGGAGGCCAUCACCCACAGCGUGCAAGCUCAGUGUGAGCACAACUGGGGAAGCCUGUGCUCCAUCUUGAGUUUCUGCACCUCCGCCAUCCAGAGGCGCCCCACGGAGCCCCCCGAACGCCAGCCCCAGGUGGACACAGCCAAGCUCUCCAGGGCCCACCACGGGGAAGCAGGACAUCAUCUCCCAGAACCCAGCAGUAGGGAGACCGGCAGAGGUGCCAAGGGCGAGCGAGGUAGCAAGAGCCAGCCAAACCCCCAUGCUCGGGGUAGAGUCGGGGACCUUGGGGCCCAGGGACCUUCUGGAAGCAGCGAGUGGGAGGAUGAACAGUCAGAGUAUUCUGAUAUCCGGAGGUGAAACGAAACGCCUGGUGACGAAAUCUUUCCUCUGCGCCGUCCAUUUUCUUACCUAUGGACAUUCCAAAACAUUUACCAUUAGAGAGGGGGGAUGUCACAUGCAGGAUUCUAUGGGGACUGUAGGCUUCAUGGAGGUGUGUGUUCUCAGAACGGACAGGUGAGAUGGAGACCCCUGGGGCCGCGGGGUCUCGGGGGUGCCUGGUGAAUUCUGCACUUACACAUACUCAAAGGAGCGCGCCCGCGUUAUCCUUGUAUCUUUGUCUUCUUUCCAUCUGUGGAGCAAGUGGGUGGUGGCUGCUCUGUAGUGGGGGAGGUGAACCGGGAGGGGCAGGGUAAGGCAGGACCCCCAGGGCUGGACCACACAGUGGGUGCUGGGCCCCGCCCCAAAGCUUGUGGUGCAGCAGCCUCUGGUGCUGUCUCCACAGAAGUCAGGGUGGCUGGAUUCCAGGACAGGAGUGAAUGUAAAAAUAAAUAUCGCUUAGAAUGCAAGACAAGGGUGGAGAGGAGGCAGGGGCCGCGGGGGUGCUUGGUGCCAAACUGAAAUUAAGUUUCUUGCAUGGGACCUUGCAGUUCAGAGCUCUUGGUGGGGGCAGGGGGAGGGGUGGGAGGAGUGUCAUAUCUCUGUGUAAUUUCUGAGCCAUUGUUCUGUCUGGGCUAGGGGCGGGGGCACACUGUCCAAGGUAGUGGCCCCUAUGAGUUUAUAUUUUUACCACUGCUUCAAAUCUCCAUUUCACUUUUUAUUUGUCCAGUUAUAUCUACAUAUCUGACAUCUAAAUAAAUGGCUUUCAAACAAA
Molecule: messenger RNA, 2137 nt
Organism: Cebus imitator (Panamanian white-faced capuchin)
Lineage: Eukaryota; Metazoa; Chordata; Mammalia; Primates; Cebidae
Gene: STC2
Product: stanniocalcin 2
Exons: 4
Coding region: 436-1344 (302 amino acids)
Biological process (GO): intracellular calcium ion homeostasis
Cellular component (GO): extracellular region
Molecular function (GO): hormone activity
Source: RefSeq, a predicted model, not a curated record